CUAAUGGUUGUGAUGUCUGUAUCAGUGAUCCAGGCGUUGGGCGAGCAGUUGAAGGUGAAGCAGCAGGUGGUGGCCACAGCUAUCGUCUACUUCAAGCGCUUUUAUGUACGAAAUUCGCUCAAAUGCAUCGACCCGUUGCUGAUGGCGCCCACCUGUGUCUUCCUGGCCUCUAAAGUCGAGGAGUUUGGCGUCAUUUCCAACAACCGUCUCAUCUCCACGUGUCAGACCGUCGUUAAGAACAAGUUCUCGUAUGCCUUCCCACAAGAGUUUCCGUACCGAAUCAAUCACGUCCUCGAAUGCGAGUUCUAUCUCUUGGAAAUGAUGGUCUUUACGGAUUGCUGUUUAGUUCUAUACCAUCCCUAUCGACCACUUCUGCAAUACGUUCACGAAUGGAAUAAUAAGGAGACUAUUCUUCCGACGGCCUGGAAUGUAAUCAAUGACAGUUACAGGACAGACAUAUGCCUCCUGUACGCACCCCAUCAGAUAGCUUUGGCAUGUCUUCAUAUGGCGUGUGUUAUCACUCAAAGAGAUUAUAAGCAAUGGUUUGCUGAACUCAACACAGACUUAGAUAAGAUCCUUGAGAUUACGCGACAUAUUCUUAAUUUAUAUGAAUUGUGGAAAAAUUUCGACGAGAAAAAAGAGAUUCCGGCGCUAUUGGCUAAAAUGCCUAAACCCAAGUGCCAAACCUCGAGGCCUCCUUCACAGGGAGGGUCUCAGAGCGACGGCCAGCCCUCCACUCAAUCACAGAGUUCACAGAAUACAUCGACAGCUAAUUCUAGUUUAUCCCAAUCAACCAACUGAUCCCUCCAUUCAACUCCACUCUUACUUUGCAUUCAUUUGUCAUUUCAACUCAUCAAUGGAUCCAACUGUGGAUCACAUAUCAUGUGUACCAGUGCUUCAUUCCAGUGAUAAAUCAAAUUCUUAUAUUGA
Molecule: messenger RNA, 930 nt
Organism: Oppiella nova
Lineage: Eukaryota; Metazoa; Arthropoda; Arachnida; Sarcoptiformes; Oppiidae
Source: the annotation of a GenBank genome assembly